Messenger RNA from Geodia barretti, 2825 nucleotides. Lineage: Eukaryota; Metazoa; Porifera; Demospongiae; Tetractinellida; Geodiidae. The record is from the annotation of a GenBank genome assembly.
GGAGUUGUCGCCAUUUUCACUAUCGGCGAAGUCUUCCCCUGCGAUCCUCUUUCUCCCACCUAUCUCAAUGAGAACAGUGGGGUGCUGGUAGCUCGCACUGAGCUCCAGCGACGCAGUGGGUACAUGCGACACGUGAACGGGAAACUCCGUGCCUGUGGCCAGCUCCGUGGGGACCACCCUCUCGUUUUACGUGAUCCAGCAUGCCUGCACAAUGGUCCUCACAAACGUCCAAGCAUUAGCGAGGUGCUGAGUCUGUUGGAUGAGGCCAGAGGUUGUUUCAGCCGCCACGAGAGUGAGAUGAACAAAUGUGAGAUGGUAAGAACUCUUCAGAGCCAACCUAGGAACCAGAAUUUGGAACAUGUUCUCCGAGACCUAGUGACAAAAAAUGCUGAUGCCCAAUCCCGUAUGCAAGAUCUACUGUCUAGAAACCAGGGAAAAGACAGGGAGCUAGCUGAGGCUCAGCAGCAACUGAGGCGAAUGGAAAAACAGUUAACAAGGGCAGAAGAGACUAUCAGGAGAGAGCAGGAGAUGAGAGAGCGAGAGAGUGGCUUAGUGCUGGCAAAGGACAGGGAGUUAGUACAUACUCAGGAGAAACUGCAAAAGAUUCUCAGAGCUGUACCAGUAAUGAAAGACUCCCAGGGAAUAAAGCGGGCCAAGUGUCAACACUGCCAGUGCUCCAAAUAUGUGCCUCCAGAGGAAUAUCGUUCUGAUAACAAAUUCUUUUGUGUGUACUGUGGACACCGCCCUGCCGAACAUGUUCAGAUAGAGGAAAAUCCUCCAGCUGUUGCAAGGAGUACCCACCCCAGGGAGGAAGGGGCUGGGGUUACGAGACCAGUUCAGAGGAAAGUGGACAAGCAAGGGACCAGGCCGGCUCUCACGACCAAGAAAUCAGGGAACACAGAUGACCAGAAGAUGAUAACAAUAAGUAAGAGACCAAAAGAACCUCUCGGCAUCAUCGCGGCACAAAUUCCAAAUGAAACUGGGCUGCGAAUUGUGGGGGUUGAGACAGGUACUCCAGCCCACCGUGAAAUGAAGGAAGGCAACAUCAGCUUACUUGAUCGUGUCAUCCAACUAAAUGAGGACAAAAUCCUCAGUAGUCCGUCAAGUGGCCAGGAGCCUAGUCCAACAGUCGCUCAACCACUCAACGAUCUGGCAUCAACUUCAAGUGUAGGGCCUAUGCAAACAGAUGGCUAUAUAGGCACAUUUAAAUUGACACCCGAGACUGACUUGGAUCGCCAAUAUAAACCAGAUGGCUUUAUAGGCACAUUUAAAUUGACACCCGAGACUGACUUGGAUCGCCAAUAUAAACCAGAUGGCUUUAUAGGCACAUUUAAAUUGACACCCGAGAUUGACUGCCAGUACUCCAAAUAUGUGCCUCCAGUGGACUACCGUUCUGAUAACAAAUUCUUUUGUGCGUACUGUGGACACCGCCCUGCUGAACAUGUUCAGAUAGAGGAAAAUCCUCCAGCUGUUGCAAGGAGUACCCACAGUUUGGAGCCCAGGGUGGAAGGGGCUGGGGUUGCGAGACCAGUUCAGAGGAAAGUGGACAAGCAAGGGACCGGGCCGGCUCUCGCGACCAAGAAAUCAGGGAGCACAGAUGACCAGAGGGGAGUUCAUAGAGGGCGAUGCGUGUUUCCAGGUUGUGCCUGUUCGCAUUACAGACUGGAUCACUCAAGCAAGUGUGCUACCUGCACCCAUCUGCCAGCGAAACACCUCAAUCUCGAUUCUGCACUGCCAGGUCAGGCAGUUGGUUUCCCUGCGUCGCAGCCCCUUCAACAACACUAUGUUUCUCCGCCUCCUGCUUCUGCUAGUGGACCACCUAUGCAACAUGCCUGGAAGAAUAUGGUCACGUACCUAUCUCAGGCAAGUCCUCUGCCCUCAGGUAGCAGUAACGGCAGUAAAAGUUCAGCUGCUGCUAAUUAUGGGGGAAAUGAGUUGAUGGAGACCAUUGCAAAAGAUCCAAAGGAGAGACUUGGAAUACUGACUGCAGAAAUCCCUGGAGAUGAUGGGCUUAGAAUUGUGGGCGUGGAACUGAAGACAUCGGCCUACCAUGCACUGAAAGAUAGACAAAUCAAGUUACUGGAUGUCAUCACACAUGUAAAUGAAGAAAAGAUUGUCAGUAGUGAGGUUUGAUGAAAGCACUGGGAUAAAACUAGACCAAUGCUUACCAUCCGGAGGAACCAUAACACUGCCUCGGGAACAAAAGGCCUGCUUCAUAAAAAAAGGAGAAGGCCAGUAGUGCAGCGGUACGCACAUCAAAGGGCAUGGAAUCGACCAACAUCAUAGGACACACUUUGGUUUUAAACCAGUGGACGAAGGAAUGGUAUUUACAUAAUUAGGUACAUGAAAGUGCUGGCUUGACUUUGUUUUUGGCAGAUUAAGGCGGAAAGAAAGCAAGUUAUCUACGAACUACAUGAAAGUGAUUGCAAUAGCGCUUACCUGAGUGGCAUUACUACACGAGAUGAGGUUCUCAUGUACGCUACAAUGAACAGCAAAAAAAUCAUGGAAGGAGUGGUUCCCUAUUCUGUAGUGAGGUCUCACAACGGACGCCCACCAUACUGAACGCUUGGCCAGAGAUGGAGACCAUUUGUUCUAGUUGUGAAGAACUGAGCUAGCCAAUUUCCGACACUUCUGUGUUAUAUGCAUACAGUUGAGCAAGUGUUUGUCUUUCUUGAUCUGUGUGUGGUGUAAUCUGAAAAAUGUCAAUGAAUUUAAACAGAGCGAGCGUAGGCCGCAUUGCAGGGCGAAACAGUUUUAACCGCAACGCUCUAUACCAGCACGCUGCGUUCUGCUUACGUAAUACGCUGUGAACGAAAAUGGCCGCA